CCAGCGUUCAUCUUGCGAUAAAAGACUUACAUGCAGGACGUUAUAAAAAACACAAAUUAACGUGGCUAUGAAUUCCCUGAAUGUUGUUAUUGUAUCUGUUGGGCUUUUUUUUAAUUUUAUUUUUUUAGUUUAGAAGUAUGCAGUAGAAUUCUGAGACGUUUAUGAAAAAAAGCCGUUUGAAAAUCGAAUGAAAAUUUGAGGAAUCUUUAGUAGUUUAAAAGUACACGUUCUUUGACUUUAUGUCGUGUGUCCUGCCCUCAAGAUGGUCGACAACUGACAGCUUCAGUUACCAUUGGCUCACAGCGCGGAUUCGUUAGUUAGAUUUCUAUACGAUAUCUAUACCCAAGAUGGCUGCCAUCAGGUUUAUCAUGUCUCUCUUGCUCACAGCCUGACCGUCAAUAGAUUUAUUCUCGAAAUGGCCUUGCGUUUGGUCACCAGACGGAUCCUUUGUGUUGGAGGAGACACUUCAAUCGCAAGUCGCUCAAAAAGUUACUGGGAAAAGGUUAAAAAUAGUAAAGCAGUUACAUGGAGCCGCAGUCUGCUAUCUGACUACAAAGAGGCAUGUCGUGAAAUGGUAGUUGGCAUCUGGGAACGUCCUAUCAAGGCAUCACUUUACAUGACCAUCCUUGGAGGCGCAUUAACCUGUUUCUCCUCCAAGCCGGAUUACUCAUCUUUUGAGGCUGCCCUCCUGGAGCGUGCCAACCAGCUGGGUCUGCUGUCAUCAUGGAUCCGCAAUGCCACUUCUGAUAGCCACGUGCAGAGUCUGCUUAAGCUUCGCAAUGAGGGCCGUCUGCUUCACGUCAACUUGGGACUAAUCUCUUUGAUUUAUUUUACUGACCAUAGCCCUGACACCGCACUGUACGAAGCUCAAUGUAGUAGCGUGGCAAAGCUCUGGAGAGAGUUCCCUAGAUGCGUCAUGGAUGUAGGCUUUGUUGGCCGUUGGUGGAUCCUGGACUCAAAAAUGAAAAACUAUGACAUUAAUGAAGAUGAGUUCUUGCACCUACCGGUGCAUAUGAAGGUAUCAUCCCCACCCACGGUUCAGGUGGUGGAAUCAAAUGAGCAGCUGCACAAAGAGUCUUGGCUUCCACUUAAAUUGGAUGCUGAAGAGAAAUAAACAAAUAUAAGGUGUAGAUUUGGCAGCGCAGCAGAGACAUACUACUAAAAUGUUGAAUGAUGAUGAAACUUUAAAUAGCUCUUUCACACUAGCACUGUUUGGUCCUUUUUAAAUGGACCAGAGUUCUUUUUCUCAGAAUCCGCCAAACAAACGAACUCUGGUCCGCUCAAAAAUCGUGGUUCUCGGUCUGGUUUCAGCAAACUCUGCUUCGCUUAUGAAUGCAAGUGGAGCAGGGUGCGUGUUUACGACAUUAUGUUCAGCAUCACAACACCAUGCUGUGACACGCCACGUUCCCUCCCCUCCUAGGAGGGAGGUAUUUCCUCUUCUAAAUUUGUCAAAUCAAUGGGUGCACCUUUCGUCUACGUGAUGCUACUUGGAAAGUUUUGUUACCGCUGUGUGAAUACUGAACCUUUUCAACAAGUCUUUUAAAAGUGUUGUGGCGAGGUAGCUCUCCAACCGGACCCUUGUCCUCUUAGUCUAAUGUGAAAGUGUCCAUAGUAUUUUAGAAAAGUGUCAUUGUUUGAUAUAUCAACGAUUAAAUCUACUGAAUGUUAAACCAAUAAAUAUACAAUAAAUGUUGUGCGACAUGUUGCAUUAUUUUUAUAUACUGUAUGUAUUGAAAAGGUAUCAACAUCGGAAUGAACGAGCAGUUCCCUUGUGAGAUUAAUGAGAGACGCAAGGUCCAGUACCAUGGGUCCCCAAAUCCAAUCCUCGUCUACAUAGGCACAUUCUGUAGAUUAUGCUAUUUAAUUUGGUCAUAUUACUCUAUUUAUUCUAUAUACACUAUCUCCACAUGGCUCCUUAAUAUGGUAAUUUAUGCAUGUAACUUUGGCUGUGAUAGGCAUAUGAGUUGAUACUUCUGCGAAGCACUUUCGUGUGAUAUGCUUCAUUGAUGUGUGUCGGGAGAUCUGAGUUUCCAAGUUGGAAGAUAGUUCUGAUGUGUUGUGAAGUCAUAAUGUGGGAUAAAACCAUGGUUGCUAACUUGUUACAAAGAAGAGUAGCCAAUUGUAAUACUCCAACGAUACAUCACAAGUUAAGUGACUGUUUGACGCUUUUUUCGAUUACUCUAACAACACAUGAAUGCAGAAUCAAUAUUACUGUGCGUGUGCCAAACUGCUAAUCAUACUGUCGACGUGCAAAUAACAUCUUC
Messenger RNA from Corythoichthys intestinalis (scribbled pipefish), 2264 nucleotides. It is a transcript of the gene timm29, whose product is annotated as translocase of inner mitochondrial membrane 29. The record is from RefSeq and is a predicted model, not a curated record. Gene Ontology annotation, biological process: protein insertion into mitochondrial inner membrane. The coding region runs from base 416 to 1114 and encodes 232 amino acids. The transcript is spliced from 2 exons. Gene Ontology annotation, cellular component: TIM22 mitochondrial import inner membrane insertion complex. Lineage: Eukaryota; Metazoa; Chordata; Actinopteri; Syngnathiformes; Syngnathidae.